Aspergillus terreus NIH2624 is the source of this 1932-nucleotide messenger RNA. Its product is annotated as Zn(II)2Cys6 transcription factor. Bases 1 to 1932 code for a protein of 643 amino acids. Gene Ontology annotation, molecular function: DNA-binding transcription factor activity, RNA polymerase II-specific; sequence-specific DNA binding; zinc ion binding. The transcript has 2 exons. Gene Ontology annotation, biological process: positive regulation of transcription by RNA polymerase II; DNA-templated transcription. NCBI's taxonomy places the organism in Eukaryota, Fungi, Ascomycota, Eurotiomycetes, Eurotiales, Aspergillaceae. The record is from RefSeq and is a predicted model, not a curated record.
AUGGCGAGUAGCUCUUUCUUGGACAAGCCGCUGCUUAAAGUUAGUCGCCCAGUGGCUGCAUGCUCAAGAUGUCGGACGGCGAAGAUCAAGUGUGACGGGAAACUUCCUGCUUGUUCGGCAUGCGAGAGAGUAGGAAAGGCGAAUACCUGCUCUGGGGCUAGCGAUGAGUUUGCCCGGGGCAAGGAAAGGAGCUACGUUUCCUCCCUUGAAAGCUAUUGCGAGAGACUUGAGAAAAGAAUCGCAGACCUUCGCCGCCGUAAAGAAUCAUUAGCGGUUGACGGAGCCGGGUUUGUUCGGGAGAGUUCAAUAACAUCAAACUCCUCGGACACAGUCUCACAUGCCCAUCGCAAGGAGGUUUCUGACAUUGAUGACCUCGUGGGAGACUUUGGUUUCCUGUCAGUGCUCAUUUGCUCUCUUACCCACCAAGGACAUCCACUGACGGCUUCCAGGUCUGUUAAUGCCACCUCCCGAGACUUUCAUGGAAUUUCAUCUAGCGCGUCGUUUGCAAAUCUUCUCCUAUCCCUCUCCGUCGCAGAACCAAUACCAGACCUACCAUCGUCCUCGUCCCUUCCAACUCGUCACGAAAUUGCACCUCUUCUGCAGCACUACUUUGAGAGAUUCUAUCCGCAACUGCCGUUCUUCAAUGAAACGAGUUUUUGGGCCUCCGUGGACAGCGUCUAUCAAAGUGGUGGCCGGUUCGCCAAGCCGAUUGAUCACUGGUUCCUGCGCAUGGUAUUAGCUAUCUCGUGUGCUUCAACGUAUUAUCGCAUCGGCGACAAGAGUUACCAGAGAGCGCUGUCUUUUGUUUCCGGAGCGUUGCCAUUUGCCGAAGAUGUCCUUCGCCCAGGAUCCAUUAUGGGCAUCCAAGCGAUAUUGCUCCUUGCCCAGUACUCACUUGUUGAUCCCAAGCACUUUCGUCCGUGGUACAUUGUGGGAAUGGCCGUCAGGGUUAUGUUGGAUCUAGGUCUGCAUCAAGAUCCUCCGGCGGAAGACCUCCCUUCCGAGGAACGUUUAGAUAUGCGCCGUCGCGUCUUCCACUGUGUCUACUGUCUGGACAGGGGUGUAAGUACCGCCUUGGAACGCACGUUUUCAAUGUCCGACGAGUCUGUCAACGUUGCGUUACCGUCCGAAUCGAGCAGCGCUUCCAGUCCAAUUUUCUUACACUCUCCUACCCCGGCCUGGCACUUAGUCAAGAUUCGCCAAAUCCUGUCCACGGCGUACCAGAAGAAAUAUAUACAUGAUAAUGACCCGUCAGUGCAGUCGCCGAACUCCACCUGGCGGCUGUGCACCAAAGCCCAGGAAUGGUUCAACACGAUGCCCCAGACAGCACCAAAAUUCUUCCCUCUCCUAUGCAGACUGGAACUACUCUAUACCAUGGUUAUUAUCCUGUCCCCUAACGGUUCUCCGCCGACUACAUAUGACUACGAUAAAGUCUUGCUGUUUGACCACUGCCUGCACUUCAUUGACGAAGCUCACCAAAUUCUGCGAGGGCCUCACCUCUUGCCGUUCCUGACAUGCCUUGACAUCCUGCGGGUAUUCCAGGUCAGCCAACGUCUGAUUGAUGUCCUUCGUCAAGAUUAUGAGCUCGUCUUGAGUCCAUCGGAGCCGGAAUCGCCUCCCGUACCACCCGACGCGCCUGUUCCGCCGGUCUUAUGCCCUGAAGAUCGAAUCAAUUGCCAUGGUCGAGUACUUGACUGUUUGGCCCGUACCAAGGAGCUCCUCCUUUUCGGGGUGGAAAAAUGGGAGAUGAGAUCUCUUUUGAUGACAUUCCAACAAGAAUCUGCUGCCAUCAACGAUCGAUUGAUCCAAUCGCCGAUUUCUUACUUCGUGGGGCACGAGGCUUAUCUACCUGGACAACCUGACCCCCUGUUGGCCCCCGGUAGUGGAUACGCGAAUUUUGAUUUUGGACAAUUUGGCUCUUGGAAAACGUGA